CAGCUCCUUCCCUUCAGGGGUCCCUCGGCGCGGCUCCGCCCCUUCCCGCGGUUACCCGGCAACAAGUCCCGGAAGUCGGGAAGCGCAUCCGCAGCCGGCGCUACCAAAUACUGGAAGAUGGCGGAGGGCGGAGGCUCUGAGGCGGACGAGCAGAAGAGGAGGUCCUCCGCACCGCGGCCCCCGAGCGCGCGGGAUUUACAGUUGGCCUUGGCAGAACUAUAUGAAGAUGAAGUCAAAUGCAAAUCUUCCAAGACUGAGAGACCUAAAGCUACAGCCUUCAAGAGUCCACGGACACCACCUCAGCGGUUUUAUUCAGGUGAACAUGAGUACAGUGGAUUACAUAUAGUUCGUCCUUCAACUGGAAAAAUUGUGAAUGAACUUUUCAAAGAGGCAAGAGAGCAUGGUGCUGUCCCUCUGAAUGAAGCUACAAGAUCUGCAAGUGAUGACAAGUCGAAGUCCUUUACAGGUGGAGGAUACAGGUUGGGAAAUUCCUUUUGUAAGAGAUCUGAGUACAUCUAUGGAGAAAAUCAGCUGCAAGAUGUACAGGUUUUGCUUAAACUGUGGAGCAAUGGUUUCAGCUUAGAUGAUGGAGAAUUGAGACCUUACAGUGACCCAACAAAUGCUCAGUUUUUGGAAUCUGUUAAGCGAGGAGAGAUUCCCCUGGAGCUUCAGCGACUGGUCCAUGGGGGCCAACUGAGUUUGGACAUGGAGGAUCAUCAGGAUCAAGAAUACAUAAAGCCUAGGCUGAGGUUCAGGGCAUUCAGUGGAGAAGGCCAAAAGCUUGGAAGCCUUACUCCUGAAAUAGUCAGUACACCUUCCUCUCCUGAAGAAGAAAACAAGUCAAUAGUUAAUGCAGUUGUCGAUAUUGAUGAUUCGGUGCCAACUACAAAAAUUCAAAUCAGGUUAGCAGAUGGGAGUCGUUUGAUACAAAGAUUCAACAGUACACACAGAAUCCUGGAUGUCCGGGACUUUAUUGUGCAGUCCCGUCCUGAAUUUGCAGCUCUUGACUUUAUUCUUGUGACUUCUUUUCCCAAUAAAGAUCUAACAGAUGAAACCCAGACACUGCAAGAAGCAGAUAUUCUUAACACUGUGAUUCUCCAACAACUAAAAUAAUAUCAUGCCUAUCUAUGCAUUCAUACUGAUAAGGAAAAUACUUUCAGUGUAAAAGCAACCAGGUUAUUUUUAGCUUUUUUACCGAUAAAUUUUGGUUUUGUUGUUGUUCUUUCAGUCUUAGUACAGAUGAAUUUGGAUGGGGUUAUAUCUUGAGAUAAGUAUGUGUGAGUUUUAAUUGCAGGCUGGUUUAUGUUGAGAGAUUUUUAAAUAGGCAAACCAGUUUCUUGCAUACUCAGUGCUAAUGCAACAUUAGUUUUUAAGAAAAAAUGAACAAAAUUGUUUUUUGCUAAAUAUAUUCGAUAAAAUUUGCACUAAAGUUCCUUGAUGCAGCAUUGGCCAACAGCCUUUGAACAAUCGUUUGAUCAAAUAAGUUGAAACUUUUUCUGUCAUAUAUACUAAGAAGUAUAUAUUACAUUCUGAGUUUCAAAUGGUUUUAUCAUGCAAUAAUUCUUUCUUCUAUUAAGAUUUUAUAAAAUUCUCUUGCUUACUGAGUUAAGUAUACUGUGAAUGUCAGAAAAUACAUUUUGGUCUUAGUUUUUUGGUUUGGUUUGGUUUGGUUUUCCCCAUCUAUAACCAUCAUAUACUAGAACAAAAAGACAAAGAUCAGCAAUUCUUGAGAAAAUAAGAUGAACAGCACUUUAAAAUAGAGUGAUUAGAAUCCCUUCCAGAGCCUGCCUUUAUCGCCUUCACUGAUUUGUUCAAUUCAUUUCUACCCUAGGAUACCCACUGUACAAACUAAUCAGUCUUCUACCCAGAAUGUAUUCUGUUCUAAAACAGAAGUAGUGUGGAAAUACAGGAAUGUAGAUUCCUUCAGUGACUGAAUCUAAAGAAUCACCAGCCUAAGUGUUUGCAUUUGUGUUGAAGCCAAGCAUUUCCAGAACAAAGUAAAUAGUGUCAUGAAUAAUAGACAUGCUUUUACUGCUUCUCAGACACCAGCUCAUCUUUAAUCAUCACUUUGGGAUAGUUUGCCUUUAGUGCCAUAAUACACUGGCUAAAUAAGUGACUUAAAAUAACACAAAUCUUAGAAUUCUGAAAGUUAGAAGUCCAACGUAGAUUUAAUUAUUCUAAAGCCAAGACAUUAGCAGGGCUACAUUCUUUUUGAGAAGGGCUAGGGGAGGAUGACUCUCUUGUCCUUCUAGACUCUAGGGGCCACUCACUUGUUUUCUUGUAGUUUCUCUGUCCAUUUUAAGAGCUAACAUGUUUGGAUCUCUCUGACAACACUAGGAAAGGUUCUGUGCUUUUAAGACUCACCAGAGCAUUGCAUCCAUUGGAUAAUCCAGUUAACUCUCAAAAUUCUUCACAACCUAAAGCAAAUGCUAGCAGCUGUGUAAUAUCGUAUUUUUUUUCUUUCAUAUUCUCUGUACCUUUCACUUGAACGUGGCAAUGCUGCUGCUGAUAUAACAUUGUCAAGAAACUUGUACGUCACCUACAUAUGUUUUGGGGAGUCACUCCAUUAUCUAGAAGAUUCCUCCACAUAUGCUUUUCACUUGCUCCCACCACUAUCUUUGAGACAUCUGAAAGGAUCCGAUAGUCAUAGCCUCAAUCUCACAAACUUUUGUGUGAGUGGAUGCUCAGAUAUUUAAAAGUUUCUGAGGCAUUAGGAAAAGGUGGUACAACCAUAUCCUCAUCUCUGUUAGAGACAGGCUUAUCUUCCAAGUCUUCCAUCUAUUUUACUAUAAAGGUUCUUCAAAAAAUUUGUAGGGGUGAGCAUAUGGCCUAAAGCCAUGAUGCCUAUCUCUCAUAUCAAGAGUGCCUGGAUUUGGUUUUUGACUCUGGCUGCUGAUUCCAGCUUCCUGCCAGCAGACCCUAGGAAGCAGCAGAUAAUAAUGGCUCAGGUAGUUGGGUUGGGUCCAGCUGCCUACACGGUAGAUAUGUAUUGAAUUCCUGUCUGCUCCUCUCAGGCCUAGCCCUUGAGGCCCUUUUGGGAGCGUGAACCAACAGGUAGAAGUUGUCCCUGUCAUCCCUCCUCCCUGCCCUUACCUCUUGAAUUAAAAAUUAGGUUUGUAGAAAAUGGAAUGAAAAGAUUGUUUUGGGGACAAGAAAAUUUUAAACCUAUGCAGUUUUUCAACACAGCAUGUAUUUUAUAUAAACUUUUUUGAAGACCCCUGGUAUGAAUGAAUUUCAGAAUUUUUUUACACCACAGUCAACUUACCCCUUAAUUCCAUUUGUCAUGAAAGGUUGAAUUGCUUGUCUGUCCUCUUUUUUCCUCUUACUAUAUAAGCAGCCAAAAUUAAAUAGGCCAUGUCUUCUGUAAUUGCUUAGCAAUAGUCUCAGCUAAAUAUUGAAGUUUAUAAGUUCUGCCUUCCAAACAACUUCAGAACACAGUUCAGAUAAACUUUUUGCUAGUUUGUGGCAAGGGUCUUUUUCCUUCAAUUUUUCAAUGACACAUUCCUCUUUUUCUUCAGAAUUCCUGAUGAUGUUGUUACCUCUGAUGUCCUGAUGUCUUCGUUAUACUAACAGUCUCUUCAGGGCAAUUCAGAUACUCCUUCCGGUGACUUAGAUGUUCUCUACUAGACACUUUGAAGGCCUUACUAGUGUUAACAUCCUAUUUCUAUGUCAAUCUAGGCUCUUUCUGUUACAGUCCUCACACUUUUUUCAGCCUCUACUCACUGCCAAAUUCCAAAGCCACUUCACUAUUUUUUGGAUACCUGCUCCUAGGUAUCUAGAGAAGUCUGCCAUGCCUAACUCACUGCCAGUUGACUUGAAUGUGCUACUGACUAGGAGAUUCAGAAUUUACCUUUCUUCAGAGGCACUGUGCAUGUCAAGCAGGUGAAUUUACCUGUGCUGUAGAUUUUAAUGCUGGAAAUGCUAUCAGAACUACAAGAUAAAAAUCCUGAUCUCCUUCUGCUCCCCACCUCCACCCCUGCCAGCAAGGAAGAAAUAAGGUUCUCUCAGCCUCAUGAUAGGGGUGAGAAAGAUUAUUCCUGGGCCUCCCCUGUGAUGGGAAGCCCUGAUCUUUUUCAGUUGUUAAAAACAACUUUGAUGAUACAUAUGCAAGGGGACUUGAGAAGGUUCAUGGAAAAUGGAAUCAAAAUAUGUGGUUUUUCCAGGAAUUUUUAAUGUCUGUUAAUAGAACAGUGUGGAUCAGAAAGAUUUCCCAGGGGUAAAGUACCUUUUCAUGCAGCAAAUUUGUCUUCCUACAGAAAUGAUUUGUUGAAAGAAACAUUUUCAGUAAAAGAGCAUUUACCUGUUUAUGGAUUAGCAGAAGACAACAAUGAAAAACUAACCAAACCUUGUAGAAUCAUCUGAAAUUUUCUUCUUGUAAAUUAUUUUUGUCAGUUAUAUGGAGUGCCUAUAGAUGCACACACAAAAAUGACUAUCACUUUAGUUUUCGUAAGGAGAAAGAACUAAAUAACCACAAAGAUGAGGAAUACAACUGUGUGUUAUACUUCAUGUUUAACUUCCUUGAGAGUCAUUUUCCUGUAUGAUUUUUAAAAUUACAGUGACGUAAAUUUUUAAACUUGUAAUCAUUUCCAAAAAGAUUGUGUCACAAUGAACAGCUAGACAACCAUGUGUGAAGUCAGUCAUUUUGCAUGAUGGAUGUAAUCAGGUUAAAAUGUCUGCUUGCCAAUAAAGAAUGUUUUCAUGAAACUC
This is a messenger RNA of Ochotona princeps (American pika), 4707 nucleotides long. RefSeq names its product UBX domain protein 2B (gene UBXN2B). Gene Ontology annotation, cellular component: nucleus; cytosol. NCBI's taxonomy places the organism in Eukaryota, Metazoa, Chordata, Mammalia, Lagomorpha, Ochotonidae. Gene Ontology annotation, molecular function: ubiquitin binding. The transcript is spliced from 8 exons. The record is from RefSeq and is a predicted model, not a curated record. Gene Ontology annotation, biological process: Golgi organization; proteasome-mediated ubiquitin-dependent protein catabolic process; autophagosome assembly. The coding region runs from base 118 to 1113 and encodes 331 amino acids.